Molecule: messenger RNA, 285 nt
Organism: Penicillium oxalicum
Lineage: Eukaryota; Fungi; Ascomycota; Eurotiomycetes; Eurotiales; Aspergillaceae
Exons: 2
Coding region: 1-285 (94 amino acids)
Source: RefSeq, a predicted model, not a curated record
AUGCCUGGAAAGAGACUGGCCUCCAAUUCAUGCGAGGCACACGCCGGGGAGAUCUUGUUUCAAGACGAGCGACGCAGUGUGGCAGGACGGGCCACUCCAAACGAGCACAACAACUCCCGCCUCAACGCCCAGCCGUCGUUCGUCAGUCCCGGGAUUACUGGCCGGUCAAAGGAUGUCAUGAGCAUUGGCACCACGCCAAAAGCUUCGUCUGAUCUGGACCUCGGCGGUGGGUGUGUUGUGUUCCGUCAACCGUGGUUGGCAAGUAAUUUCCUGGCCGGAGUCUAG